GUGGGUUAGGAGUGCAGAGGGCACUCACAUGGCAAACUUCCUCACUUGUUUGGUUGCAGAGCCCAAUGCCAGCAUGGAUUUAGGAAAUCCAGAAUUUAGAGCUAAUAUCCUAGACUCUAUUCUCACCAUUUUCCAGACAAGGAGAUGGAAGCACAGAAAGUUCAAAUUCAAGUUACCUGCCUAGGUAGAUAUUUCCUGUUGGAUGGCUCACAGUACUCACACUUGGCAACAGGGCUCCCUGUUUUUUUUCUCUUGAGUUUUUAUUUUGUUUUUUUUUAAUCUUGGAGUGUGACACUUCUACCACCACUCCAGACUCCCAGCUGGCUCACCUUGGGUUCCCUCUCUCUCUCAAUGUCAGUGCUCCCUAGUCACCACUGACUACCUCUCCUAAUCACAUGUCCAUCUUCAUUGUUAUUUUCUCCCCAUUUUGAACUUAUUUCAGCCAGAUCUAAAUGUGUCUCAUCCUUCCCAGAGCAGCCAGUGACCUCUUCAACAGCUGUCUGAUCAUGCACCCUGCUGUCCAGAAUCCCCAGGUGUCUCCACUUUAACUGGAGGCAAGGUCCGUUUUCAUCUGGUCCCUGCCUGUCUGUCUGCCUCAGCAUCCACUACCUGCUAUGCACUGGUACAUUCUUGUGACACUGAACUGCCAUUCUCCGUCAUUCCUUCUUCACACCAUCAUAUGUGCUGCUUCUUUUGUCCAGAAUCCCCUCUUUUGCCCACCCUCAGCCUUUCUCAUGUUCAAGUCUCAGCUCAAAAGCUCCAUCCUCUCAAAACGCUGCUAUCUUUCUCCUGCAUGGUGCCCAUGCUUCCUCUUGGACAUUGGGACAUUGUCAUCUGACUUGCAGAUGAGGUGUCAGUCUUCUGGGAGUUUUGUGAACUCAUGGACGGAAGGGCAGCUUUACACUUUUCCUCUACAUUUUAAGUCCUAGGGCAAAGCUGGUGAAUGGUCAACACGUAUGUGUUGAAAGGAAUGUAUGAUUUAAAGAGAUAUUUACCUAUGUGGGAGCGCAUGCUCAAGGGAAGGCCAUCAACUCUGACAGGCGGCUUGUGAGCAGACAGGGCUCUGACCUUCCUCAGGUUUGAAGAAGUGGAGUUGUACAUACCCUGCACCUCAGUCAGGACACCAUGCUUAAAAUAGAAAUCCAGAAGUCUUGACAGCUGAGCCUGGUGAGGACAAGUAGGGACUGAAGAGGCUGAUUCUGCUGACCUGGGAUUUCAAACCUGGUGUUUUUGUAGGGGCAGGGAGGCUCAGGCAGUUUCUUUCACUUUCACAAGAGAUAGCACAGCAGCUUCUGUUUCCCCCUCUGUUCCUGGAAAGAAGCCUCUUCUCAAAAGAGUGAUCAAGCUGGACUUGGGAGAGAGAGAUCUCUGCCCCCACCCCUCCCAGGCUGGUCUCCUUAAGCUGGCCUACAGCUGUGCUGCGAUUCAUCUUUUGAAAGAUAAAUAAGUAUCUUCAAAGCUCAUUUAAGAAAACCCACUGCUAGUCCAGUAGUUUGCUGGGAUGAAGCGUUUAAAGAGAAAAAAAGCUGGAACUUAUAUAAGGCCUGAACAGGAAUUUUUCUAAGGAAGGAGAAGGGGGAAGGGGGGGAGCUGAGCUCCACCCAGAGGCCACUGAGCUUUUUAAAGGGAAACGAGGUUAGAGAAGGGGAACAAGUGGGAGCUCAAGCAAAAAAUUACAAAGAGGUGGCCAAUAUAAAUCCAUGGCCAGCUGCAUCUGCUAGCCGGCAGCCAGGGAAGUUGAGAUUCUGUCCUUGCUCACAGACUGGGAGACAGAGGCCCUGCUGUCCCUGAUGCUUCCAUCUUACAGGCUUUUCAUCCUCCAGCCUCCUCAGUAGCAGACUCACUACAUCUCAAAGCCACAAAGGAAGAAUUCAAAAUUGCAGUCCUUUUUAGUAAAUGCUCUGAGAAAGGGAGGGCAGGCCCCACAGUCGGCAGGACAAACAAUGAGCUCUCCCCACAGCCGUGGGCUUUCUCGGGCAGACCUUCUCUUUGCGUGCGCACUUGACCUAGGGUCGGCUUCUGGAAGCCACGUUAACUGCUUGUCUGUACGUGCAGAGAUUUAGACGAGCGAUAACCUUCUGCAAAUCUCACAGCGGCAUACCAGAAAAAGUUCCCAAACGUUUUUAAGCCUUCCGUGCGUCAACCCAGCCUCGUGUUUUGCUGUGUCCUCCUGGGGUAAUAAAAUGUGGCCAGCGGAAGGGUCACGUUGCGUGGGUGACUAUCGCGUUGCAGGGGACAAAGAAGGACACGUAAAGUGAAAGCGUUCACCCGCUUAGCCCACGUGCUUUGGACGUAUUGCCUUCCGCAGGCGCCCAGGGUGCCCGGCUACCUUCUGCCCCUCCUGCCCCGGCGACAGCGCGGUUUCAGCGCGGGGUCUGGGAACUCCUUCCCUCCCCUGGUAACACGCACUUCUUCUGCAAAACAGAUCACCACGUAGGCGGCCAGGCUGAAAGAACCAAUGGUGGCGCCAACUUCGGCUCCUCCCACCCACUCGGAGCCUUAAGCCCCUCCUCGCACCCCCUCCCCGCCAUCUGCAGUCCCCAAGGCCAUCUCUCGCAGUGCUGGGACAUGGGCGCCGCCAGCUCGUCGGUGGUGGCCCGCCUCGGCCUCCCCGUGCCGCGGUUCCUCGCGCAGCCCCGGCCCGCGUGGCUCGGGGUCGCUGCGCUGGGCCUGGCCGCGGUGGCUCUGGGGACUGUCGCCUGGCGCCAUGCGCGACCCAGGCGGCGUCGGCGGCUGCAGCAGGUGGGCACCGUGGCGCAGCUCUGGAUCUACCCGGUCAAGUCCUGCAAGGGGGUGCAGGUGAACGCGGCGGAGUGCACGGCCAUGGGGCUGCGCAGCGGCCACCUGCGGGACAGGUUUUGGCUGGUGAUUAAGGAGGAUGGACACAUGGUCACUGCUCGGCAGGAGCCUCGUCUGGUGCUGGUCUCCAUCACCUAUGAGAACGACUGCUUGACCUUUAGUGCUCCGGACGUGGGCCAGCUGAUUUUGCCGACCAAGCUGCCUUCCUCAAACAGGCUCCGUGAUUGCAGGUGUCUGCCUGGGGACAUGGGGGAAACUACAACAGACCUAAUUUUCCUUGAGGCUCUUCCCUUCAGGUGCUAUAAUUUGCACAGCAGAUGAUGAAAUUGGUAAAGAAAAUAUUUAAGGGGAGCAUAGUGUGGCUUGGGAUCCGAUGGGGCUCUGGUGUGAGUGGGUGUUGCAAAAUAUUGCUUUAAGGGUACCCAAGACUAGUUUUAAUCAGGUAUGGUAAGAUUGCGCAUAUGGAAAUGACUGUUGUGAAGAAAGAAAUCACUCAUACGAAAGGACCCCAGGAACAGAAGGCACACAGGGAAGCACCAGGGUUGGUCAGGAGGUGGAGGGAGCAAGGGGAAAAACGUAGUCAAGAGCUUUUGUUGUGAUUUCUACAGGAAAGGAAAAAAACAAGGCAGGGUAGGCAGGUUUAGAAUUGGCCUUGGGACACAGAGGUUGUCUCCUGUAGUCUUGGUACAUGCCCCUGGGGCAAUUGAGGCAGGGCAGUAGUGGCCAUAGUAGGUGAGGACUCAGUAAAGGAGGUGGUCAGUGGGCUCUGGACGGGUUGGUGUCCAUAUCAAAGCCUUGCUGGCAGGUGAUUAGACUGCUUUCUCCAGGAAUUGGCUGCCUGGGGAGGGGUCGUUCCUUCUCCUUGACCCUAAGAUUUCAAAGCAUCAAAAACAGAGAAAAUAAAUGGCAUGACUGAUAGAAGUAUAAAGGGAUUUCAGGUGCCUUUGUUUAGGGCUUGUCUUGGUUCAUUCAAGUUGGAGGGCCCUUUUUAUUUAUUUGUCAACCUUCCAGCCAGGUGGACAGGGAGCUAUGGGGAUUUGACCAGCUCAUCUCAGGGGUGGAUGAGGAGGAUGCUGGAGCUCUCCAAGGUGACACAGCCUCUGAGGUGUGGGAUUGAGACUAAGCUACUUCAGCAGACAGGAGUCUGGUGGCAGGAUUUCUACCUCAGGUCAGAGAGAGGACUUUAGCUUCUGUUCAGACGAGGGGAAUUCUGCUGGGCUGCCAAUUUCCGUGGCUUGCUGAGGUCUUGUCCUGUUUUUGUUGUUGUUGUUUGUUCGGUUUUUGUGUUUUAUUUUUUGUUUAUUUUUGUAAAACAAAAUAAACAUCAGCAUGAUAGAAGGUCUUGCCCUUUGAUGUUAGGGAGUCCUAGAGAUGUAGAUGUUCGUGGGUUGUUGUAGUUCCCUUGGUCACCAUCUGACCUGUUUUUUUAUUAUUAUGUUUUAUUAUUAUUUAUUAUUAUUAUUUUUUAUUAUUAUGUUUUUUGGUUUAUUCAUA
Messenger RNA from Castor canadensis (American beaver), 4293 nucleotides. The record is from RefSeq and is a predicted model, not a curated record. Lineage: Eukaryota; Metazoa; Chordata; Mammalia; Rodentia; Castoridae.